Aricia agestis (brown argus) is the source of this 671-nucleotide messenger RNA. RefSeq names its product allergen Tha p 1-like. The record is from RefSeq and is a predicted model, not a curated record. The transcript is spliced from 3 exons. The coding region runs from base 29 to 472 and encodes 147 amino acids. Lineage: Eukaryota; Metazoa; Arthropoda; Insecta; Lepidoptera; Lycaenidae.
GCAACUUGGCCGUGUUUUUCCUUUGCUGAUGAAUAUAAAAGAUACUGUGCGAAUACAGCAAAUACAGUUACACUUUAGCACUCCAACAAGUACCAUAAUGAAGACCAUCGUAUUCCUGGCCUGCACCCUGGCGGUGGCCGUCGCGGCGCCCGCAGACACAUACAACCCAGAGUUCGAGAAUUUGAACGUAAAAGAGAUUAUAGAGAACGACCGACUGCUGAAGAAUUACGGCAACUGCUUCGGCAAUAAGGGACCUUGCACAGCCGAGGGAACUGAUAUUAAGAAACUAAUCCCCGAUGCGCUCAAGACGAACUGCGCCAAGUGCUCGCCGAAACAGCGCCAGCUCAUCCGCGAAGUGAUCCACGCGUUCCAACGCAAGCAGCCAGCUCUCUGGGAGAGUAUCUCCAACGAGCACGACCCGAAAGGAGAGUACAGGGAGAGUUUCAAGAAGUUCAUCGAAGCGACUGACUAAAAAUAGAUUAUAGUGUACAGGGCUUUACAAAACUAAGUGAUAGUGCUUUAGGUUAUUUAUGGGUCCCCUAUGUAGAGUGAAAGUAGCAGAACUUGGAAAGAGCAAAAAUGUUUUUGUGAUUUUUCAAUACAAAGUGGAAAAAAGAGGCUUUCUCUUUCUCUUUCAGCGCUGCUUCUUUUACAGUGAACUUUCUAUGAGG